Striga asiatica is the source of this 423-nucleotide messenger RNA. The record is from the annotation of a GenBank genome assembly. Lineage: Eukaryota; Viridiplantae; Streptophyta; Magnoliopsida; Lamiales; Orobanchaceae.
AUGGUAAAGAAUCUACAAAAGUACAAUUUUCGGGAGAAGAGAAGAUAUAUCGUUGAGAAACUUGGCCUUCUCAUUGUUUCUGCUCAAGAUGCAAUGUUGGAGAGGAGUUCUGCCUUUGAGCACCCAACUGCAACAAAAGCUCCAUCAUCAUCAAACUUCCACAGUGGCAGGCCAAAUGCAAUAAAGAACAUUCCUCAACAAGUCCGACUUUUCUCAUCACAAGAAGAGUUGACUAUAUUCUCAUCUAAUGAUGCUACACAGAUCCUAUAUACUUCCCGCAGAUUGUUCGCUCUAACAGCUUCCCAGAUGGUGGAGGACAACAGAUCCCCAGGACCUCUGCCUUCUCUAUUUACGAGCAGUUUCCUGACAUACUGGAUUUCUGAAACUAGUGAGUCUGUAUUACAACUUCGCAGUAGUGCAUGA